AUGCAGAAGCAAGUGGAGAUCAGAAUGCACGAGAGUCAUCUGGAUCCUCCUCCAGAGCCUGAAGAGUCUAUGUGUGGAAGCUGCUGUGACAAACUCAUAAAGAACCUGCUUCUUACGCUCACUGUUCUGGGUGUGAUCACUGGUUCAGUAGUUGGUAUUUUACUGCGGUACGCAUCACCACUGCCCGCUGAUGUCAUCAUGGUCAUUGCAUUCCCUGGUGACAUUUUGAUGAGGAUGUUAAAAAUGGUCAUUUUGCCACUGAUCAUCUCAAGUUUGAUCACAGGUUUAGCAGGUUUGGAUGCGAAGUCGAGUGGCCGCCUGGGCACAAGAGCCAUGAUUUACUACAUGUCCACCACCAUCAUCGCAGCUGUGCUGGGUGUGAUUCUGGUGCUUCUCAUCCACCCUGGAAACCCCAAACUCAAGGCAAACCUGGGCGAGGGCAAAAAGAAUGACGAAGUGUCCAGUUUAGAUGCCUUCUUUGAUCUCAUCCGAAAUCUGUUUCCAGAAAAUCUUGUUCAGGCUUGUUUCCAGCAGAUCCAGACUGUUACUAAUAAGGUGGAAAUCGCUCCUCCUCCACCUCCAACUCGGUUUGGACGAAAUGUUACCAAGGGUGCAGCGAAAUAUGUGAUCAAGAAAUCUCUUCAGUUCAAGAGCGGAAUGAAUGUGUUAGGUCUCAUUGGGUUCUUUGUGGCAUUUGGGAUUUGCAUGGGAAAGAUGGGAGAAAAGGCCAAACUGAUGGUUGAUUUCUUCAACGUUCUCAAUGAAAUCGUUAUGAGGCUUGUCGGCAUGAUCAUGUGGUAUUCCCCCAUUGGUAUUGCAUGUCUGAUCUGUGGGAAGAUCAUCUCCAUUAAUGAUCUGGAAGUGGUGGCCAAACAACUGGGCAUGUACAUGGUCACGGUCAUCGUCGGACUCAUUAUUCAUGGAGGCAUAUUUCUUCCCUUAAUAUAUUUUGUAAUCGUUCGGAAAAACCCAUUCAAAUUCUUCAUGGGACUUUUCCAAGCUUGGGUCACCGCCUUAGGAACAGCUUCCAGUGCUGGCACAUUACCUGUCACUUUCCGCUGUCUGGAAGAAAAUCUGGGUAUUGACAAAAGAGUGACGCGAUUCGUGUUACCUGUUGGAGCAACCAUCAACAUGGACGGUACUGCGCUUUAUGAGGCUGUAGCCGCUAUCUUUAUUGCCCAGAUGAAUGGAAUAGAACUUGAUCCUGGUCAGAUCGUGACAGUCAGCCUGACGGCCACUCUGGCUAGUGUUGGAGCAGCCAGUAUUCCCAGUGCUGGUCUGGUGACCAUGCUUCUGAUCUUGACAGCUGUUGGACUGCCGACUCAAGACAUCAGUUUACUGGUAGCAGUCGACUGGCUUCUGGAUCGCUUCCGAACAUCAGUCAAUGUCAUUGGCGACUCAUAUGGGGCAGGAAUCGUGUACCACCUCUCCAAAGAUGAGCUUGACAUGUUUGAUGCGCAGCAGAUUCGGCCAGAUGACUUCGAGAUGGCCAAGACACAGUCCUAUUAUGAGAAUAACUCUAACCACGGUGUAUAUCACAACUCCUGUCAGCCGAUCCAAAUAGAUGACUGCAAGGUAACCUUGGCCUCAAAUGGCUCCCCUGCGGAGUUCUCACUUGUUGAGGAGGAACCAUGGAUUCGCGAGUAACACAGCACACAGAUCCAGCUCCGCCUUAUCCUGAGUCCCACAAGCUUAUCCUUUCUGCUGAAAACCAAAUGCUCUAUGCAUAUAAACAGUCAGAACUUUCAACAAAACUUUUCACAUGCACAAACACCUGUUUUUUUGUAUAACAAUCUCAGUACAUCUGAAAUACAAAGGGAAAAGAAUGUAGCUGCUGCUGGUAGUAUAUAUAUACACAGUCUUGGGAUUGAUACUUGGUCUAUAAACUGCUGCCUUAAGGCUAUCGCUUACAUGGGCUUGUCCAGCCUGGGACCCCAGACUGACCUUAGAGCACCACUAGUGGCAGGUAGACAGAAGUGCAGCUUGUUUGCUGACCAUACCUUUGACUGGUUUGGCUUAGGUGGAUUAACCCUUGGUAGCGGCACUCCAGAUCAGCCUCUUAUAAGAGCUUACCAAUGUACUUAGAGGUUCGAAAAUAGUGGUUUGCCUCCAAAUGCUGCCACUUAUUUUUAGAUGCCGCUCAACGUAAUUGCCACGUCAGCAAUUAGAGAGCGAUCAGACAUCGAGAUGAUUGGCGUUAUCUGCGAGGACUGUUGGUUGUGAUAUACUGUUGGCUUGUGGAGUGAAAUGGUUUGAUUG
Molecule: messenger RNA, 2259 nt
Organism: Danio aesculapii
Lineage: Eukaryota; Metazoa; Chordata; Actinopteri; Cypriniformes; Danionidae
Gene: slc1a2a
Product: solute carrier family 1 member 2a
Exons: 10
Coding region: 1-1647 (548 amino acids)
Biological process (GO): L-glutamate transmembrane transport
Cellular component (GO): plasma membrane
Molecular function (GO): glutamate:sodium symporter activity; L-glutamate transmembrane transporter activity; neutral L-amino acid transmembrane transporter activity
Source: RefSeq, a predicted model, not a curated record